This is a messenger RNA of Symbiodinium necroappetens, 1185 nucleotides long. The record is from the annotation of a GenBank genome assembly. Lineage: Eukaryota; Dinophyceae; Suessiales; Symbiodiniaceae.
AUGGCUUUUCUGCUUCCUUGGGCACUGGCCUUCCUGACGUCCCGCGGUGCGUGCACCGCAGGAGGGGCCGCAGGGGGCAUGCGGCCGUCGGGCCGCCUGUUGCGGCACGCGGCGCCGCCCCAGAUCCAGGUGAGUGGAAGCCCUGAGUCCAAGCGUGCGUACUUCCGGCAGCUGUUCAGCAAGAGCUGGGAUGCCUUCCUCACAGAGCUGGAAGAGCCAGGUGGUUGUUCCGUGGCAGUCCUUUUGAAGCCGUCUCCAGGUUCCGUGGGAGCAACACUGCGAGUAUGUGCCCUUCUUGGUGUGCCCUUCUUGCUGGUGCUUGGUGGCUUGGGCUCUGCUGCGCGGAACAAAGAGAUCCGCAUUUCGCAGCUGCAGCGACGGCCCGACUGGGGCGUGGCCCUGCUCACACCGCCCGAAGAGGUGCGUUUGUCGGAAGCUUUGUGUGAGCUCAAGGGUUUGGGCUUCCACACCUUGGGGCUCAGCUGUUCCGAGGAGGCAACCGAGCUCUGGGAAGCAGACCUCAGACAUGACCGCAUGGCCUUCGUCUUCGGAGAGGACGGCCUAGAUCAGAUUGCAACCGAAGAAGUUCACGCAAUAGCUCACAUUCCGAUCGAAGAGGGGCGCGGCUGCCGACUCUCGCUGCCGCACUCUGCCUCCAUGGUCUUCUACGAGCACCAGCGGCAGCGUGAAUGCAGUGGCCAGGAGCUGCAAGACAUCAAAAAGUCCGGAAUCAUGUGGAAGGGCGAGGCGCUUGAGUUCAACGAGCUGCGUGAGGCGUGUGCAGACGAGACUGGCUUCUUGCAGCUGGUUGAGGAGCGCCUUGAGGUGAUGGGGACCACCGAAGCAUCUGCUGCUUCGAAGUCCAGCGGCGGCUUUCAUCGCAUGCUGCAGCGCUGGUUUCACGGUGGCGCCAGGAUUCACCGGGAGGGUGCCACCAAUGCGCCGUGGGACUGUCAAGUCGAUGUGCUCCUUCGCUGGGAUGGCUCCAUGCUGAACCUCAGUACUCUUCAUGAAGCAGUGCAGGCUGUGCAGCGCCAGCAUCCCAUGCUGCGAGCGCGACCGCCUCUCGAUGACAGCACCGACUUGAAGUUGGGCUGCCGAGAUAGCGGCUUCUCCACCACAGUUGCUGCUACGUGGUCCUUGCUUUGCGAGGAGAUCGCUGUGCCACGUCGCCUACGUGAGCUA